Guyanagaster necrorhizus is the source of this 1437-nucleotide messenger RNA. RefSeq names its product putative transporter of the NRAMP family. Gene Ontology annotation, biological process: intracellular manganese ion homeostasis; manganese ion transport; iron ion transmembrane transport. The transcript is spliced from 3 exons. Lineage: Eukaryota; Fungi; Basidiomycota; Agaricomycetes; Agaricales; Physalacriaceae. Gene Ontology annotation, molecular function: manganese ion transmembrane transporter activity; cadmium ion transmembrane transporter activity. Bases 1 to 1437 code for a protein of 478 amino acids. Gene Ontology annotation, cellular component: plasma membrane. The record is from RefSeq and is a predicted model, not a curated record.
AUGGUUAUCACACUUAGAUCCCUCUUGAAAACAAUUUGGACGCACGGAAAGAAACAUACUGGCGUUGGGCUGGUAUGUUCAGUAGCGUAUUUUGAUCCAGGAAACUGGGGGGUCGACCUGCAAGCAGGCUCGUUGUUCGGCUAUCGGCUGCUUUUUGUGGUCCUCCUUUCUGGCCUAAUCGCUGUGUUCUUCCAGGUGUUGUCUCACCGACUUGGAUGUGUUUCUGGCCUCGACCUGGCUUCGCACUGCCGGGUUAUGUUGUAUCCCCGCGCAGUAACCCGGUACUCACUCCUUUACCCCCUCUACAUUCUGGCGGAAUCGGCCAUCAUAGCCACUGACCUUGCGGAGCUGCUCGGGUCCGCGAUUGCGCUGUGCCUGCUUUUCCCCGCCCUCGAAAUAUGGCAUGGCGUGCUCAUCACCGCGUUCGACGUUCUUCUCAUCCUCGCCCUUGGCGAUCCGCUCGGAGGAAGGCCGGCCCGCAUCUUUGAGAUUAUUAUCGCCAUUCUGGUGAUUGCUGUCCUAAUUUGCAUGUGCAUCAUCAUUGCCCGCGUCCACGUUGACUGGCCUCUCGCUUUCCUUGGGUAUGUCCCGUCAAAAUACAUACUCAAGGAUGGUGCAUUAUAUACGUCGGUGGGCAUCAUAGGAGCGACAGUCAUGCCGCACAGUCUCUUUUUAGGCUCGGCACUAGCCACUCAGGACCGUGUAUCAGAUCCGACCGAGUCUCUCGACCCGAUGGAGAAGCCAGAGAGCUUGAAUUUUAAACAACGGAUCCGGUCCGCCUUCCGUAUCCUACCUAUGUCCCCACCACAAACACCGACAGGCAAUCCACUUUCGUUCGUCAAGAUACAUCUGUACCAUGGCAUUGUCGAUGUUGUCCUCUCCCUCCUUGGUUUCGCGAUUGUCAUCAACUCCCUCAUCCUCAUCCUAUCAGGUGCCACCCUCCCUUCCGCCAACUCUGCUUCUCUAUUUGAGGCGUAUGACCUCAUCCGUUCUGCAGUCUCCCCUUCAGCUGCCAUCCUCUUUGCUGUCGCACUCUUGUUCUGCGGCCAAUCUUCUUCCCUCAUCGCCACCGUCGCAGGUCAGGCCGUGUCCGAGGGAUUUCUUAGCAUUCGCUUGUCACCGUUGUUCAGGCGUCUCCUCACGAGACUAAUGUCUCUCAUUCCGGCACUCACUGUUGCCAUAGCCAUAGGCAAACCCGGGAUUAACGCUCUUCUCGUCGCAUCCCAAGUCGUUCUGUCCAUCGUUCUACCCUUCAUUGUCUUUCCCCUUUUGUGGUUGACCAGUAAUAAACGUGUCAUGUCCGUGCAGGGUGAAGAUGGGAGCUUUGUAUGUUUUGGUAACAGUAUUUUCACUACUUUGUUGGGUGCAGCGGUCUGGCUUCUCAUUGUCAUAGCGAAUGUUUAUGUUCUUGUUACUCUGGGGAUGGGAACUUCAUAA